This is a messenger RNA of Alternaria postmessia, 1062 nucleotides long. RefSeq lists its product as uncharacterized. NCBI's taxonomy places the organism in Eukaryota, Fungi, Ascomycota, Dothideomycetes, Pleosporales, Pleosporaceae. The coding region runs from base 1 to 1062 and encodes 353 amino acids. The transcript has a single exon. The record is from RefSeq and is a predicted model, not a curated record.
AUGCUCGAGAGCCCUGUCCCAUACGGUAGACCCACGCUGAAUAACUCGCCUCUGGAUGGCACUGGCUCAGACUUCCCGUGCAAGCUCCGACCGGGCGUGUACGAUGUGACGCAGAUGAACUACUGGACGGCCGGCGAAGCGCAGACCAUCCGCUUCUUAGGCUCUGCGGUUCAUGGCGGCGGCUCCUGCCAAUUCUCAGUGUCGGAGGAUAUGCAACCCACCAAGUCCAGCCGGUGGAAGGUGGUGUACAGCGUGGUCGGGGGCUGCCCGGCCAGUGUAGAGGGGAAUCUGCAAGGAGGUCCUGCGAGCCGCGUCGCAGAUACGUUCGAGGUCGUGCUCCCCAAAGAGCUGCCGAGUGGCGAGUAUACCUUCGCCUGGACCUGGUUCAACAGGCAAGGCAACCGUGAGAUGUACAUGAACUGUGCUCCGAUCACGGUCCGCGAUGGGGGAAAUGACCCUAGAUUUCUUGCGUCCCUUCCCGACAUGUUCGUCGCGAACCUGCCAAGCUCAGCUUGUUCCACCGUUGAGAACUUUGACUACGCAUUUCCAGAUCCUGGAAGCGCUGUGCUGACCGGAAGCCAGGCAAGUCCUACUACGGGGCUCGUCGGCGCCGGAUGCGCUUCCAUGACUGCGCUCGGUAGCGGGUCGGGGACGGUUCGUCCUGCGAAUGCGUUGUCAAACAGCUCGCCCGGCCAGCAAAGCACGUACACGGUUUUGGGCGAACAGCCGGCGGCUGCAGCUUCCGAGGUUGCCUCUGCGAACUGGCUCGGCAGCGCAGCAGUGAAAGCUCUCGCUGUCGGAGAGAUGACAGCUUCCGAGGCUAAGGCUUCUGUUGCUCAAGUUACGCAGGCGCUGGCAUCCCAGGGGCCGGUACCACCGGCAGGCGUAGCAGCCAGUCUGCCAGCUGCAUCUGAGACCUGCGUGCCAUGUAGUUCGACGAACGAGGUUGUCUGCAUAGACAGCGACCAUUACGGCCUUUGCGAUCUUGGCUGUGCACGUUCGCAGUUAUUGGCCCCUGGAACGGUCUGCACAGAUGGCCAGAUCUUGAGACGUGAUGUUUGA